UGUGCUCUGCCUGCCUUUGUAUGUGUGUGUGUGUGCGGUUUGUUUGGGUGUCACCGCAGGGUGCCGUCAGCACAUAACUCCUUCUAAUAGUCCCUACCUCUAUCUGUUUCAAACACUCCGGGUCCCAAGAUGGACUUUCCCUUGUCCUCUGACAUCACCCGCGUGACUUCAAAACAAACCAGACGGGUUUCGUCCCCGUGAUUUCCACCGGUAGAGACACCUGUUGCACCAGUUCCGCGUUCAGGAGAGGAAGGCGGACUACUACUACUGCUGCUCGGCGGGACAGGUGCACCUCUCGUCCCCCAACCCCCCGGACGGCUUUGGAUUGUACGCUGUCAACGUGUUAAUAGGAAUAUAUAUUGGACUUUUAUUGUGAAGCGCCAUGAAAGUGACGGUAACUUUCGGAGACACGGCGGUCGUUGUCCCGUGCAAGGAUGGCUGGACGGUGCGGGAUGUGACCGAUCAAGCCACGCGCAGAUACCGGAAGAUCUUAGAGAAGGCUCAGCAUUUGGAGUAUGUGGUCAGGAUCCAUCACGUGGAGUACGAUGAGGGCGGGAUCCUGGACAUGGACGACCCAAUCACAGACCUGUUGGAGGACAAGGACCGGCUGGUGGCUGUGUUUGAGGAGGAACCGCGAGGCAGGGCGUCCAGUCCCGAAGGCAGCGUCUCCUCCAAUGGGCACGCUAGUCCCGCCCCGUUCCUGGAGCCCCUCCAAUACAACUCGCACUUCAUGCCGCAGCAGCCAAUCAGAGCGGAGAUCGAGGUCAACGAAGCCGUGCUCAAAAGCAACACUCCUCUUCUGGUGAGGAGCAGCAGUGACUCAGCAUUGGCUCCGCCUCUGGAAGUGAUGGCCUCGCCCCCACAUGAAGACCUCGGAGCACCUGACGCAGAUGUCCACUCCGUGCUGAAGGGGGCUCUGGACCGGACCACACGACAGGACCAACCCACCGGCAAGAUGCCCAAGGUCAACUUCAGCCCUCUCACCAAGACGGUGGCGUUCUCUGGGGACCAGGGCCCUCUGGGAAUCCACGUUGUCCCCUACAACUCCUCCCUCAGCGGACGGAGCCUGGGUCUGCACAUCAAGGGCAUGGAGCCCAACAGCCGUUCCCGUAGAGACGGGAUCUUCCAGGAGGACGAGUGCAUCGUUCAGAUCAACGACAGCCCCCUGCUGGACAAGACCUUCGCCGAGUCGCAGGAGGCCUUCCGUCAGGUGCUGGGCUCCCCCCGUGUGCGCCUGCAGGUCCUCUCGGUGGCCAACCAGCCGCGCUACGAGAAGAGCCUGAUUGGCCAGCUCUUCACCGGCGACGCCCCGCCCGGCCCGGCCCCGACGACCGACAGCCCGCAGCUCCUGCGCCCCGCCCCCCCCGCUGCCGCCGCCGCGGCCAAACCGGGCCCCCCAGCCCCCCCGAAGACCCAAGUCCGCCCCAAGACCCCCGAUCCUUCGCUUGAGCCCCUCUACCCCGCGCCGGGGUCCCGCGGGGGGGCGGCGGCGGCGCCGCCCUCCGCAGGGCGGGCCCCUCACCACACGCCGACCCCCCCGCUGCCGGCCGCCGGCCCCCGGGGACAGAGCCCGCCCCCGGCGACGUUGCCACGGGGGGGCGGGCCGGCGGCGCCGCCUCCCGCCACCGGACGGGCCCCGCGCGCCACGCCCACCCCCCCGCUGCCGGCCGUCGGGCCCCGGGGACAGACCCCGCCCCCCCCCGCGAAGGGCCCGGUGGGGGCGGGGCCCCGGAAGGGAGGGAAAAGGCUGAACAUAGAGCUGCAGAAAGGCUCGGAGGGCCUGGGCUUCACCGUGGUCACCAGGGACUCUGCGCUCCACGGACCCGGGCCCAUCCUGGUCAAGAACAUCCUGCCCCGGGGGGCCGCCAUCCGGGACGGGCGCCUGCAGCCCGGGGACCGCAUCCUGGAGGUGAACGGCGUGGACAUGACUCUGCGGACCCAGGAGCAGCUGGUGGGUCUGCUGCGCAGCACCCGGCAGGGAGAGAGCGUGUUCCUGGUGGUGGCCCGCCCCGAGGAGGGCUCUCUGCCCCGCGAGCUGAAGGGUGAGGCCUCCCCGGCGGGCGGGGCGCUGCUGCCCGAGGACGGCUGUGAGCAGCUGGUGUUCGAGGUGCCUCUGAGCGACAGCGGCUCGGCGGGCCUGGGGGUCUCCCUGAAGGGUAACCGCUCCCGGGAGACCGGGGAAGACCUGGGCAUCUUCAUCAAGUCCAUCAUCCACGGCGGCGCCGCUCACAAGGACGGGCGUCUGCGCGUCAACGACCAGCUGCUGGCGGUCAACGGCGAGGCGCUGCAGGGCCAAUCCAACAACGCAGCCAUGGAAACGCUGCGCCGCUCCAUGUCGUCGGAGGGCAACGCCCGGGGAACCAUUCAGCUGGUGCUGCUCAGGCCCGUCGCACAGACGUCCACCAGCCAAUCAGGAGGAAGUGCCAACGCCGCCGCAGCUAAUGGCUACCAGGACGCUAGCUCCCACGCAGCCAAUCAGGUGUUUGAGGAGCCCGUCUCCCUGCCAACCAGGGGCCCCGACGGGCCCCACCCCCCCCGCCAGGGGCCGCUGCGGGGGCCCUCAGCCUACUCGGGCCCCCCGGGGUCGGACCCCCGGCCCGGGGGGCCGUCGCCGUCGCCACAGAGCGACGGGUACGAGUACGGGAGGCCGGCGAAUGCUGGUUCUUACCCGCAGAAUGGCGGUCGCUAUGACGAUGACUUUGAUGAUGAGGAGGAGGCGGAGUUAACCCAGGCCUUCCCUCUGCACCCCUCCCCCGGCGCCGUGGCGGAGAUUAAGAGACAGCUGCCUGCCCCGCCCCACAGUGAGGACGAGACGGGCUCCUUUGAGGAGGAGCCGGCCUACAGACUACCGGACCGGGACCCCGACCUCCUCAGCCCCCGCAGCCGCGCCUCCAAGAGCAUGGACCUGGUGGCUGAUGAGAGUAACGUAGGAUCUCUGGCGGGACCGGGGAAAGGUGAGCGCACACACACACACACACACAGACACACACACACACACACAACCACACACACACACACACACACACACACACACACACACACACACACACACACACACACACACACACACACACACACACACACACACACACACACACACACACACACACACACACAGAGCUCUGCAUACAGGCUAAUUGGUAUUGACAGGGCCUGCCCGGCGUCCCUAUAUACCUAUUUCCCCGUAUUGAUGGAUUAUCCUGUGCUGAGCCAGCGGUUCGCCGGGGCCCGCUGGCUCGCGGGCCGCUGGCGGGGCCUCUCUGCUUUAUGGGCCCUGACGUCUUUUCAUUAGGAGGAUGGCCCCCCCAACUUU
Messenger RNA from Gadus morhua (Atlantic cod), 3313 nucleotides. It is a transcript of the gene pard3ba, whose product is annotated as par-3 family cell polarity regulator beta a. The coding region runs from base 383 to 3292 and encodes 969 amino acids. The transcript has 17 exons. Gene Ontology annotation, cellular component: adherens junction; apical junction complex; apical plasma membrane. NCBI's taxonomy places the organism in Eukaryota, Metazoa, Chordata, Actinopteri, Gadiformes, Gadidae. The record is from RefSeq and is a predicted model, not a curated record. Gene Ontology annotation, molecular function: phosphatidylinositol binding; protein binding. Gene Ontology annotation, biological process: establishment of cell polarity; establishment of centrosome localization; cell adhesion.